Pieris napi is the source of this 1349-nucleotide messenger RNA. RefSeq names its product collagen alpha-1(V) chain-like. The coding region runs from base 156 to 1289 and encodes 377 amino acids. The transcript has 11 exons. Gene Ontology annotation, molecular function: extracellular matrix structural constituent. Lineage: Eukaryota; Metazoa; Arthropoda; Insecta; Lepidoptera; Pieridae. The record is from RefSeq and is a predicted model, not a curated record.
AUUAAUUUAAUUUAGUCAUUCUAAUCUAAUUCUGUUGUCCAGCCGGCUAAACCAUAUAGGAAAUUUCCUCAUUAACAGGAUAAUUAUGUAUUUAAAUAUAUUGUGUUAUUUUUAACCAUAUCUCGGACAGUUUAUAUAUAUAAAACUGUUUGAAAAUGGUGAAUGUUUGGACUUUAGUAUUUUUGGUGUAUAGUUUUCAAUUAGUCAAUGGAGAGGCAGUGGAAUCCAGCACUGUAUCCACUUCAAGUCAAGAGGCUGCAAUACCAGAUGAAUCUCAAGCCCGUACAAUAUCAGCUGAACUGAGAGAAUGCGGUUUACGAAUAACAGGACCAGGUUUGAAAUGGGAGAAAGCGAAAGUUGAUGAUUGCUCCACAGCGUACGCUGAUCUACCAGAGAUACCAAAAAUUAAUGGAGAAGCAGGUGCUCAAGGAAGGCAAGGGUUUAUGGGAGAAAAAGGCAUUCAAGGACCACGUGGGUUAGAGGGGGAGAAAGGUGACAAAGGACCGAUAGGUGAAGCUGGUAGUGGGGGAGAAAAGGGGGAUCGAGGUUCUACCGGACUCAAAGGAGCGAAGGGUGAACAAGGUGCGUCAAUUCCUGGCCUUCAGGGGCCUCCCGGUCCACCAGGCCCUGAUGAUGUAUACAGCCAUCUUUUGUAUGUCGAAUUACCGAAGAACGACGUCAUAAUUGAUGUAUCAAUGCCUGAACCGGGCAAGAAGAAUCCCGGUUCCCAGAAGAAUCCAGCGAGAUCGUGCGCAAACAUUGAAUCUGAGGGCGAUACUGAUGGAUAUUACUAUCUAAACCCCGAAAGCGAGUUUAUGGCGAAGUGUGAUUUUGAAAAACAAAGCGCCUGUCUAAGUCUACCGUAUAUAGAGAAACCUACACUAUGCGACAGGAAGCCAUGUUGGCUGUUCAAGCCUGGGUUCAAUAUUAGGAAAUUUUAUGGUGAUCAAUUACACAAUAUAAAAUAUCUAAGCACCUUAAACGGAACGACACAUUCCACUCACACGUUUUCCAUUUCUUGCAAAUACCUGAGAUUGAGUGAAGAUUCCAAUUUGCAAAUACAAUUAAAUCACAUGCUGUUAAUUGGAAAUGAAGCGUCGGACGAGACGCCAUUGUAUUAUAUAGUCCAAAGUGACGAUUGUACUUCAGAGAAUGAGGAGGGAUCUGCUGAAAUAGUAUUGACAAUAAAUGGUCCGUUCUUACCAAUCACGGACUUUUAUAUAAGAGAUUUUAAUGAAGAAUCUGAACUUACAUUUGAAAUAACUCAUGUUUGUUUUUAUUAUAAAUAAACGUACAAUAAAUUUGUUAUUUUUGUGAAGAAAAUAAAUCUAUUAAUGUGUCCAAAUUUA